AUGCCAUUGUUGGAAGGACCAACUAAUCCGACAGGUGAACAUUACGAAGCGUUACAUACCGCUACGGAACCGUUGAUUUCCAGAACGACGGCUGUUAUGUACAGGUACAUACGUCUUUUAGUUCAAAAACCAUUUAAGACCAAAGGUUUUUGAAAAAAUGAAUCAAUGUUAUGUUAUUUUAGAGAUACGAUGAGCUACUUCCUCCCAGAUUACAAGUCUAUCAUGUCGUGCACCUUGGGGACUUCAAACAGCUGUUCCCUGUCUCAGAUCCCAAAUGACAGUAUCUUUGUAACACCAAAUGUCACAGCCAAUGCCUUGGACAAGUUCAUUCGUAUGUUACAAGAUGCUACUGAUUACAGUCGACGUCGCUCUGAAUUCUUGGUUUUCAGCGAUUUGAAAUGUAAAAGCCUGACUUCAUCCAAACCGUAUCCUGAUGUAUACGCAAUGUUCUACACAAAAUUGGAUAAGUUGAUCGAAGUACUGGAGAAGAACAAGCUUCAUACUUACAUAUUCUUCCAUAAUGUAAGUAAUGUAAACUGUAAAAGUGUUCAGUUUGCAACGAUGCAACAGUUUUUGGUAGUUUAAAAAAUUUUGUGUCAAAACUACAGAUUUUGUGGCACAAGAGAUAAAGAGCAAGUAUAAUAAUAUAAUACAAGUAUCACCUGUAACAAGAAUCAAUUUCAGCUUACCAAUGAAUCUGAAUUUUGUCGAAACCUAGCAAGAAUGAAGAACAAAAAUAAUCUGAUAUACAUCUCAGGGACCAGUUGGAACGAAACUUCCUUUGCUAAAGACGUAGCGUAUGUUUUAGAAAUAUCAUGGAAGGAUAAUUUAAAUUCUAACAUGCUCAACUUUAAUCAAUACAUUAAUAAACAUGCUUAACUUAUAUCAAAACACUUAAAGUUUCAGAGAGAAAUUCAUGGAGGUAUGGGAUGUACCAAACGAUUCUGGCAACGAAUAUCCUUCAGACCCUCGUAAGUACGACAAAUUCAUAUCAACUUCGUAGUUUUACCUUAUAUUACACGACGUAUUUUAUAAGUAUGAAGCUAUAAAACACAGUCAAAAGCAGUAUUUACAUCACUAAAAUUAGUUUAUAUUAAUAUUCUAGCUGCGUAUGGAGCCAUAAUUGGAGGAUCGGUGGGAGGAGCUGUGUUUCUUACGCUUAUUAUUGUAGGUAUCUACAUCUACCGAAGACGGACUCAAGAAAAGAAAAUCAGGUAAAUAACUGAUAAAGCGGAGAAAAAUUGAUCUCGAAAAACUAAAAAUUUCGGGUUUUUACAAGGUCUUGAAUUUUUUUUUAGUUUGACGAAAUGCCACGAUUUUGAAAUUAUUUCCCUCCGCCAAUCUUUAUUUGAUAAUUCGUUGUGAAACCUAAAAUUGGUAAAAAAAUUUAUAAAAAAACAAAAAAGUUGUUAUUUUUCAGUGAAUUUGCGGAACUUCACAAACAUUCAUCGACGAAGAACACGAUCAACAUCAAGUUGAACGACAAGUUCGAAGUAGAAAACGAAGACAUAACUUUCAACUAUGAUGUUGUCCUUGGGUCGGGGGUUUCUGGCAAAGUUUACAAAGGAAUUCUGACUCGAUUCGACAGCGACACAAAAGAAUUCUCAAAGCGAGAUGUCGCCAUUAAAAUGGCUCAUGUCGUGGCUAAACAGGCAGUGAAGUAAAGAUUAAUUUUACUUUUUAUUGGUUUAGAAGUUCAAAGAUGAUUGGCUAGCACAAGUUUUAAAAUUUUAUAUCAGUAUUGGGGGUUCAAGUAUAACAUUUACAUUAGGAUGAUUUUGAAAAACGAUUUUGAUUACAAAACUUUCAGAAACGACAUGUUGCGUGAGAUCAGCUUGAUGAAGAUGUUGUCGGCCCAUCAGAACAUUGUUCAACUCGUUGGUUGUAUAAGCGACACAGCCAAUCCGGUGAUUCUGACAGAAUUUUGUGAGCGAGGAGAUCUGCUACACAUUCUACGUGAACAUCAGAUGCAUUACAUGGUAAGACAAAAUUGUAAUGGUUAGAAAACUAAUUUUGAGAUUUAUAAUCAGCUUCUAUUUGUAACAAUUUAUACUUAUUUUAGGAUGACGUACCGUGCAAAAAGGUGCCACUUUGUUUGUUGCUUCACGACAUUUACCGUAUAGCUAAAAACGUAGCAGAUGCCAUGGUAAGCUUGUUCAUUUGCCUUUACAAAAGCAUACUGCCAAUCCUACAGUAUGAGUAAUACUAAGAAUAAGAUACGACUUAAGUAGAAUAUAUUUAAUUUCAGAAUUACAUAGCAAGUAAAAAGUUUGUACACAGAGAUUUGGCUGCCAGAAACGUAUUUUUGACUUUUGACUGUGUGGCAAAGGUUGGUGAUUUUGGGUUGUGUAGACAAUAUCAAGAAGCGUUAUACACUCAACAAGCUGGAAAGCUACCUAUCAAAUACAUGGCACUGGAAUCGCUUACUGAAUUCAGUUUCAGUGAAAAAACUGACGUGUAGGUUACACUUACAUUGACUUUUUACAAACCUUUUAUGUAAAGAAAACUGUUUUAAGUUUAAACUAACUUAAUAUAAUUAAUGCUUUUUGAUAUACAAUGUAUAUUUCAGAUGGUCUUUUGGAGUUUUAAUGUUUGAAAUAUUUACUGGAGGCGAUAAACCAUACCCAGAUAUAACCAACGAAGACAUGGUUGUGCAUUUGCAAAGUGGUAAUCGACUAGAAUUACCUGAUGACAUACCAUGUGAAUUGUAA
Messenger RNA from Bursaphelenchus okinawaensis, 2711 nucleotides. NCBI's taxonomy places the organism in Eukaryota, Metazoa, Nematoda, Chromadorea, Rhabditida, Aphelenchoididae. The record is from the annotation of a GenBank genome assembly.